AUGGCAUCAGAGAAAAAGAAGAAGAGCCGCCCCGGCAAGCAUCAGCGCCAGUACUACAAUGCGAAGAAAGCCCGCGAAGCCCGCGCGAAAUGGCACGAGACUGAGAACAACGUCUUUUCCAACAUGGGAACUGACCCGAACGGAAAGCCCAUGGGGUCGACGGAAGGAUACCAGUCGCCCCAAAGCGACAAGGUUGCUGCACCUAAUCAGAGAAUCGAAAAAGCAGUGCCACACGAUCGCGAGUACCAUCCUGAGCCAGAGCUACAGAAGAAGACGGGCAGAAACAAGAAGAGCCAGAAGAAGCGACUUCAUCACUUUACUGUUCAUCACGGGGAACAGAUGAUCAGACGCCAACAUCUCAACGAGAGAUCGAUCCAUCUCAUCUGGAAGACGACCGAUGAAAACCAUUCCAUGUCGGAGAACAAGCACAAAGAGAUCAAGGAGAGAGCCGCGGUUAUCGAGAAGCACUUCAACCUCGCGGUUGAGCAGGGCAGCUUGAUGCAGAGAGAUAUCAAGAAGCUUCAGGAGACUAUCAAUACUAUGCAGCAGGAUAUUGAUACCAUGAGACAGGUGGCUGAGGGCCAAGGCGCCGAGAUUGCUGAGCUCAAGAGCAAGCUUGCUGCUGCUCUUUCUCGCCAGGCAGGGAGUACGGAUGAGCAUACCGGAGACAUUCAGCUGGGUCGGAUGGAGCAUUGUGACAAGAUCGCCCGUGAUGAGAUACAGGCUUUACAGCACGGCCACGAGGAGAUGAAAGCUGAGAUGGCUGCCAUGAAGGAGCAGAUGAGUGCCCGCCUCGAGGAGACCGGACGGAAGCGGAUUCUCAGCGACGAGGACGACGAUACUGAAGGAGGCCCUCAGAAGAAGGCCAAGGGACUUGGAUCUGGUGAGACUGGAGAGGGAAGCCAAGAUCAAGGCUCCAAGCCAAAGACCGAGGCAACUUGGUUGCCUUCCCGACUUCGGGAGGGCAGAAAGACCACUGCUUACUAUUGA
Molecule: messenger RNA, 990 nt
Organism: Colletotrichum fioriniae
Lineage: Eukaryota; Fungi; Ascomycota; Sordariomycetes; Glomerellales; Glomerellaceae
Source: RefSeq, a predicted model, not a curated record